This is a messenger RNA of Passer domesticus (house sparrow), 512 nucleotides long. RefSeq names its product histone H2B 1/2/3/4/6. The transcript has a single exon. Gene Ontology annotation, molecular function: structural constituent of chromatin; DNA binding; protein heterodimerization activity. NCBI's taxonomy places the organism in Eukaryota, Metazoa, Chordata, Aves, Passeriformes, Passeridae. Bases 43 to 423 code for a protein of 126 amino acids. Gene Ontology annotation, cellular component: nucleosome. The record is from RefSeq and is a predicted model, not a curated record.
CUGGUGCGUUUGUUUUGUUUGGGAGCUGUGGUUGGUGCCGAGAUGCCCGAGCCGGCCAAGUCUGCGCCCGCGCCCAAGAAGGGCUCGAAGAAGGCGGUGACGAAGACGCAGAAGAAGGGCGACAAGAAGCGCAAGAAGAGCCGCAAGGAGAGCUACUCGAUCUACGUGUACAAGGUGCUGAAGCAGGUGCACCCCGACACGGGCAUCUCGUCCAAGGCCAUGGGCAUCAUGAACUCCUUCGUCAACGACAUCUUCGAGCGCAUCGCGGGCGAGGCGUCGCGCCUGGCGCACUACAACAAGCGCUCCACCAUCACGUCGCGGGAGAUCCAGACGGCCGUGCGCCUGCUGCUGCCCGGCGAGCUGGCCAAGCACGCCGUGUCCGAGGGCACCAAGGCGGUCACCAAGUACACCAGCUCCAAGUAAAGGCUUGGCAGGAAUACUGCUUCACCCAAAGGCUCUUUUAAGAGCCACCCACUUUUUCAAUAAAAGGGCUGAAAGUCAAGUAAGAAACA